Molecule: messenger RNA, 567 nt
Organism: Neurospora tetraspora
Lineage: Eukaryota; Fungi; Ascomycota; Sordariomycetes; Sordariales; Sordariaceae
Exons: 6
Coding region: 1-567 (188 amino acids)
Source: RefSeq, a predicted model, not a curated record
AUGGCAAAAAGGAAGUCAGCUUUGCUGAUGAUAGUUGGAUUUCCCGAAGUUGCAGUCCGGUCUCCUGGCUGUCACACUCUCCACGGCGUCGGCAGCAAGAAUGGAAAAUUAAUCAUUCAGCUUGGUAAACGAUACUGCCACGCUGUUAUUGACGGACGACUUUGUUCUAGCCAACGUCAAUAUUCCUCUCGCAUGGCGCUCGUUAAGCACAUUAAAAAGCAUCAAGGCUGUGACGUCGCUGUCCGGCAGACCGUGGAUAAGGACGGCACCGUGAAGAAGUCUCAUGGUUUGAGCGUGAAUGCUCGUCAAGAAGCCGAAAGUUGCAGUGCCCGUGUCGGCACCGAAACAAUCAUGAUCAAUGAUGGUGACAUGUGUUCGGCUGAAGUGCUGAAAAUGCUGCGGCUUGCGGGCAGUGAGCCUGGCUGGACCGGUCCAUGUGUCAUUGGAGUGGAGACUCCUUUCGUAUCCGAAUGGAAGCAAGAUAACUGGAGAAAGCGAACAUGGAAGGAAGCUCUCGAAGCUCGACCUCCCACCACCUCCUGGUUCGUCUCCUUGGCAAGAGACUGA